AUGGCCGUCAAAAGCAACUCAACAGAUCUCGUCGACGAGAAGAUCAAAGACAGGCAGUACAUUGACACUGUUCACAAUCAACCCGAUCAUAGCUAUAUCUCGCCGGAGGAUAUCCAGGGACGUUCCCCCUUGCUACGCGGUCUCAGCAAGGAGCAAAUAGACACACUUAAUAAGCGCGUACUCAGAAAGAUUGUCUGGCGCCUGUUACCGAUUGUUAAUCUAAUGUACUUAAUGAAUUACCUUGACCGAAUGUAUGUCUCCAACGCCCGCCUUUCCGGGUUCCAGAGUGAUCUCAACAUGUCUGAUACCACAUGGAAUGCCGGAAUAUCGACAUUCUACAUUGGCUACAGCCUAUUUAUAAGAACCUUUUAA
Fusarium redolens is the source of this 372-nucleotide messenger RNA. RefSeq lists its product as uncharacterized. Lineage: Eukaryota; Fungi; Ascomycota; Sordariomycetes; Hypocreales; Nectriaceae. Gene Ontology annotation, molecular function: transmembrane transporter activity. Gene Ontology annotation, cellular component: membrane. Bases 1 to 372 code for a protein of 123 amino acids. The record is from RefSeq and is a predicted model, not a curated record. The transcript is spliced from 2 exons.